AUGUUAUGUUUUAUACGUCUUUUUGAUAGAUCCGGAUUUAACCUCCCACCCAGAAAUUAGGUAUGUGUCUUUAAUAGACUCGGUUUAACCCUUUUCUUUGACAAAAAAAGUUAUACGUCUUUUAUAUAAAAAUGAUUUGUUUGUGAAAUCCGGUGGUGAUUUUAUUAAAUAAAAGGAAUAAAACCGAGAAAACAAAUAUAUGUUUCUAAUUUAGCAAAAAAAAAACAAAUAAAAGAAUCUAUCCGUAUGUAAAAUAUUAAUUUGUUAAAAAAACAAUUAAAAAGAAUGCGUUUUAGAUGGUCUACUCUCUCGCUAUAUAUACAUAUACAUAUGCGUGUGCUUGCAGAAACCCAAAUUGCAUGCUCCCAUUCACAGAUUCACAUACAAAGAUAUCUCAACAUUCAGACCCACAAACCAUCCAAUAGCACUUUCUACUACAUAUUUGUCUAUUUCCUCCUUCUACCAUAUAAUUCUCAUCUCCUAAAUAUCAAUAAAAUAAACAGAACCCUAAUAUGUAGUUGUUGUUUUUUAUGAACAUUUAGUUGUUAUCUCUCUCUCCGCAUCCAAAAUAAACUAGUUCAAAAUGUGGAUGAUGGGUUACAACGAAGGAGGUGCAGAUUCCUUCAACGGAGGAAGAAAACUUCGCCCUCUCAUCCCACGCCUCUCCUCUCGCCCCAGUGCCGCCGCAAACACCAACUCCGACCACCGCUUUAACAUGGUGAUGACUACAUUGACGGCUGAGCAGAACAAAAGGGAGCUCAUGAUGCUAAACUCAGAACAUCAACAUCCACCUAUGAUGGUGAGCUCACGAUGGAACCCGACACCGGAUCAGUUAAAGGCUCUUGAAGAGCUUUACCAACAAGGAACUAGAACUCCUUCUGCCGACCAUAUCCAACAAAUCACCGCGCAGCUACGUAGGUACGGAAAGAUCGAAGGCAAAAAUGUUUUCUAUUGGUUCCAAAACCACAAAGCACGUGAACGCCAAAAACGGCGACGACAAAUGGAAAAUGGCCACGACGAAUCUGUCUUUACGACAACUAGUCUUGUCUCAAAUCACGGUUUCCACAAGAAAUAUCCACCAGGUUACAAGUUUGAACAGACGAAGAACUGGAUAUGUUCGGUCGGAUGCGACACACAACCACAGAAACCUCAUGAACUUCAUCAUCAGGAGGAGCCUGUCUCCAUAGCAUUACCAACAAAGGGCAAUGGUCGUUACGUAGGAAACGAGAGACAAAGCUUUCCCGGGAGAAAUGCCAUGUCGCAGAUGAUGCAGCUUGCACCUGGACAUUACCCUUAUUCACGACAACAACAACAUCAUCAUGAACUCAUUCUCAAUUCAACUACUGUUACGUCUAGCUUCUCUGCUAGCAACAGUACUGUUUCCGCUGCUAAAGAUACCGUCACAGUUACACCUUUAUUUCUGAGGACAAGAGCAGCAACCAACACAGGAACUUGUGAUGAUAAUAAAGAUCGAGAACGUCAUGAAGAUUGCGUAAACGGUGAAUUGGAUCACCAAGAAAAGACACUAGAGCUGUUUCCACUGAGAAAAGAAGGAUUUUGUAUCAGUGGUGGAGAUGAUGGGAAAGAGAAAGAGAGUGGCAUUCACUGUUUCUAUGAGUUUCUUCCAUUGAAGAAUUAAUACCUACUUAUGAAAGCCAGUUUACAAAAAAAAAAAUAACUAAUACCUACUUGAUUUUGUUUUUCAAGAGCAACAUGUUUUUUGUGUGUUUUAAAUUAAGUAAUCAAUCAAGUUAUAGUGUGAGAAAAAGGAUUAAUUAAGUAGGGUUUUGUUUGGGAGUGAGGGUAGAGACGUGUCUUAACUCUUUAUGGUGUUGAUGUUAACAUUUCAUAGGCGUUUGCCUUUAUAUGCACUUUGGACCACUUUCUUUAAAUGUUAAAA
Molecule: messenger RNA, 1900 nt
Organism: Brassica napus (rape)
Lineage: Eukaryota; Viridiplantae; Streptophyta; Magnoliopsida; Brassicales; Brassicaceae
Product: WUSCHEL-related homeobox 1-like
Exons: 4
Coding region: 584-1639 (351 amino acids)
Biological process (GO): plant organ development
Molecular function (GO): DNA binding; DNA-binding transcription factor activity
Source: RefSeq, a predicted model, not a curated record